Molecule: messenger RNA, 5861 nt
Organism: Hemibagrus wyckioides
Lineage: Eukaryota; Metazoa; Chordata; Actinopteri; Siluriformes; Bagridae
Gene: inpp5jb
Product: inositol polyphosphate-5-phosphatase Jb
Exons: 13
Coding region: 743-2761 (672 amino acids)
Biological process (GO): negative regulation of peptidyl-serine phosphorylation; phosphatidylinositol dephosphorylation
Cellular component (GO): plasma membrane; ruffle; cytoplasm
Molecular function (GO): phosphatidylinositol-3,4,5-trisphosphate 5-phosphatase activity; phosphatidylinositol-4,5-bisphosphate 5-phosphatase activity
Source: RefSeq, a predicted model, not a curated record
AAGGACAUGCUUGAAAUUGCCUCUGCUAUAGUGAACCCGGUUUCAGGUGCAUAUACAAAGGAGCUGCUUUCCAUGUCACAUCCUUCGGAAUGCGCGAUUUGAUUAGCGGCGCGUCGUCUGGAGCUGCACCACGUGACCAGACGGUGAGCGUGACGUGAGCGCUGAUAACAUCUCUGACGGAAAGCCAGGGCUCGGUCGGUAGUAUGGGAAGCCUUCGGUAUUUAAACGUGUCACCGUGUGUAUUUGCGUGUUGACGCGCGUAUUCUCACGCGUGUUCGGGCCCGAGAGCUCGCUGUACAGUGUCGGAACAGGCAGCAGAGUCGGAGGCGCGCGCUGUGACCCGCAGCAGUGAGAGCGGUGCGGUUCUUCCACGCGCUGCUGAAGGACUCAGCUUUAAUGCCCCUCACCGUGGUCAGCGUUUUCACCCUGUACAUUCUCAUGUAUUUCAGUGGAUUUCAGUCGUUUUUGAGAAACGGGCGUUAAUGUAUCGUAGACAAGGAAGUGACAGGUUGAUAGAAAUGUUUCUUUAUAAUUGCACCAUUUCCUUUUCAGCGCUCAUCUGAAUCAGGCGAGAUUUUAAUAAGUGCAAGGUUAUUUAUAUACGAUUUCUUUUUCUUGCGAAUAGUCAUCAAGGAUAUAGCUUUUGCACUGUGGACUAUUUGCUAUCAUCCUACACCGUGACGGGAAAUCGGGAUAGAAAACCAAGGCUUGAUUACAGCACUGUUCGAGGGAAAAAAAAAGAAUGGAGCAGCACAGCCAGAAGAAUCCUGAUGUCCCAUCAUCUUCACAAGACCCGAAAACAUCUACGGAGGCUCUUCAUCCAAGCUCAGAAAGCUGUUCCUCUUCACAGAUCACGACAUUUAUAGCUCCAACUAGGCCAAAGAGGCCCCUGAGAACCCCCCGGGUAGAAGGAUCCACUGAGAUUUCACAGCCUGAUGUCCCAGACUGUCCCGAAUUCAACCAGGAGAAAGACUCUUCUGUUCCCAACAAGAUCAGCCAACCAUCAGGUCCAAUCCAGCAGCUCUAUGAUGACAAACCGUGUAGACCUCCUGCUUUGGCUGGACAUGCUGCUGCAGCGAGGAGCCACAUCUCAAUGAGAGCAGCCUCGCUUCCUCAGGCACCAUCCUACAAUCCGACGCUGACCGAUCCCUCCGUUCACCCUCAGAGGGCACUCUCUGUAGCCGGGACAGUUGAUACAAAGCCUCAGACUGAUGAAGAUUUCAGAGUGCACAUAAUCACCUGGAACGUGGGCUCAGCCGUGCCCCCUGAUGACAUCACUUCCUUGUUGGGGCUGAACACAGGAGAUGGAAAUACAGACAUGUAUAUCAUAGGAUUACAGGAAGUAAACUCCAUGAUCAAUAAACGCCUCAAGGAUGUCCUUUUCACUGACCAGUGGAGCGAAGUCUGCAUGGACACACUCAGCCGCUUCGGAUAUGUGCUGGUGACGUCCCAGAGAAUGCAGGGUGUACUGCUGCUGGUGUUUGCGAAGUAUUACCACCUACCUUUUAUCAGAGGCAUACAGACUGAAAACACACGCACAGGGCUGGGGGGAAUCUGGGGAAAUAAGGGUGGAGUAAGUGCUCGAAUGAGCGUGUUCGGCCACGCAAUAUGCUUCCUGAACUGCCACCUGCCUGCACACAUGGAAAACUCAGAGAAGCGCAUGGAGGAUUUCGAGAGCAUCCUGCAGCAGCAACAGUUUGAAGGUCAAGCCGCCAUGGGAGUCCUGGAUCAUGAUGUUGUUUUCUGGUUCGGGGAUCUGAACUUCCGGAUUGAAGACUUGGAGAUGCAUGUGGUUAAAGCAGCUAUUGAUAAUAACAAACUUUCCAUGCUGUGGGAUAAAGACCAGUUAAACAUGGCCAAAGACACUGAGACUGUGCUUGAAGGCUUCCAGGAAGGACCUCUGAAAUUCCCUCCUACCUACAAGUUUGAUGUGGGAACGAACACGUACGAUACCAGUGGGAAAAAACGUAAGCCUGCCUGGACCGAUCGCAUUCUGUGGCGUAUAAGGCCGAUGGCUCCAGCCAGCAGCGUGUCCAAGCGUAGCUCAAUGUCUGGCCUCACCAGCGGCACUCGGGUUACGCAGCACUUCUACCGCAGUCACAUGGAGUACACCGUGAGCGACCACAAGCCUGUCUCCUCCAUCUUCACUCUGCAGUUCCCGUAUAAAGUGGACAUCCCUUUGGUGACGCUGAUUGUAGAGGACGAAUGGAGGGAGGUGACUGAUGGCGUGGCCAAAUUUAAGGUGGCGCCCAAUUACUCCAGAAGCUCCUGGGACUGGAUUGGACUUUACAAGGUUGGAUUUAGACAUCAUAAAGACUAUGUGGGUUACACUUGGGCUAAACAAGAGGAAUCAGAUUACCUGAGACAGGAGCAUCAUGUUACCUUCGCAGAGGAAGAGUUACCAAAGGAGGCUGGUGACUACAUUUUGGGUUACUAUAGCAACAAUAUGAACUCUAUUGUUGGGGUCACUGAACCAUUCCAGAUUCAGUUGCCCACAUCGAGCUCGACUGGUCUCAGUCCCUCUGACAGCUCCGAUUUUACCUCUGAGGAUGAGGUAAAGAAGGGCAGCAGCAGCAGCAGCAGUAGCCGCAGCGCCACGCCCACCGGCCAAGAGGGAAACUCCCACAAACCCCGCUCCAGACACGACUCCCCCCAUUCCGAGUCCAGCUCAAAGGCAGGCAGCCCCGUUAAAACGAGCAACUCCUCAGAAGAUCGAGAUUCAAACUCAGGGAAAACCAGCGGAAAGCCACAAGCACCCUAAAGGAGCAUGCUGAGACGCCGGAGCUGGCAUGAGGAUGUAGUGCAGGAGCUGGAGGAUUCCCACUUUUGCUUUUGCUGUAUCGUGAUGUUAAAUGGAGUCUUUUGUGUGGCAGGACAGAGUUAGUGCUUUAGUAGCUCUUUCUCCUAGGAGUAAGGAAGGAGGACAGAAUUCAAGUCUUCGUCUGUUUCACAGUCACCUGAUUCAUAUUCAUGCUAUACAUCAUUCUCCACUUUCUCUUUCCUCCCAGUUAAAUUCUUUAGACUUUAAGACAAAGCACAAUAGUUCAGUGAAAAAUGGAAUUGUUUUCCAAUGUAUAAUUCUUUUUAAAUUCACUCAGCACACACUGUGGGGUGUUUGUUGAUGGCAUCUCAGUCUUAUCUAAGUCUCUGUAGAACUGCCAGGUUUUCAGGUUUUUUUUUUUUUUGCUGAUUACAAAGCGUUUCUAUUUUCUAUGAGUAAACUGUCAGGACUCAUCUGCGGCAUUUGUUGCUUGAGUUUACAAGACAAAGGUCUUGUAAGUUUAGCUUCAGUGUAGGAACCUGCUCUAUCAUCAUCUAAGCAUCAUAAUAUCUGCUGUAUGUGAGGAAGAGGUCAAUGCAGAUUUAUUUCUUUCCAACCUCCAGACAUCAGAACUGCUUCUGUGCACUCAGUGACUCUGCCAUGUGAACAUCGAAUCAUGUCAUUCAACCCUCAACAGCAAACCUACAGAUCAGUGGUAUUAAAGCAGAAAGACAAAGCUGUACUGAAACCUCAUGCUCUUCCUCAUCUCUUAAGAAUUCAGUGCUAAAUGAAAGGUUGCUGAUUUAAAGGGAGCUGUGUAACAGAGAAAAAAAUCCCAAACGCUUUAGCAAGAGCUUAUUUAUACUUUGUGAAUAAAUCAUAGAAACAAUAUUCGAGAUAAUCUAGUUAGAUGUGUGGAAGAAUGUCAUAGAAAUGUUCUUGUGUCUGAGUAGGUUUGAUCUCACAUCAUCACUGCUGUAACCAUAACUGUGAGGAUUCUGUGAUCAGUUUCGUCUGGUAUUUUCUAGGAUUUGUCCUGUGUGGUGAAGAUCUCUCUCUCUCUCUCUCUCUCUCUCUCUAUGUCAGUCUGUCUCUCUCUCUCUGGCUCACCCUCUUUCUCUGUCUCUUUCUCUGUCUCUCUCUCGCUCUAUCUCUCUCUCCCUCUCUCUCUCUCUCUCUCUCUCAUUAGCAGUUCACAGUGCAGUGCAGUUCUCAGUAGCUGUAGUCUGGUAGCUGGUGAAUCUCAGUGCACCGUUUAGGACCAGGAGUUCUCUUGUACACAGUGUACUAUGUAAGUGUAAGACAGUGUGUGUGUGUGUGUUUAUAUGUGUGUGACUGUAUGUCACGCAAACAUAUUGUGCUGUCGGACUACAGACGUCUGAAACACGACUCUUAAACUUUAAGGUCUGAUAGAAGGAAGAGGGUUGAAGUUUUUUAAUAUAGUUUUUGUGCUUUUUUUGUUUGUUUUUCCAUUUUGCACUACAGUAAUCAUUGCAAACAGAGAUGCGCUAUUAUGCUACAUUCACACAUACAGUGAUUCUAUCUCUGCGAGUCUCCAGUUUCUGUAUUAUAAAGUUAUCAUUAGCUGUUCCUACUAAUGGUUGCCAUAGUAACAAUGUUUCUCUGUGGGUGGAGCAGCUAGCGGUUUUCUUGCGGCUGAAAUGAAACAUGCUGUUAAGAGAUUUGGUGUUUGUGUAUAAAAUUCAGCAGUGUUUAUCUGCAUCAUAUCACUUGAGAUGAAGGAGAUGCACGGAUCUUCGUCACGGAUCAAAGUAUUUGCAUCGAGUUCAGUUUUUCUCAACUAUGUUGGGAACUGGUCUCUGUUGCUGGAUGUCACAAUAUUCAUCAGAUCUGAACUUUGUCACUGUAAGUCUGUAUGUGUGAACGUAGCACAUUCCUCUAUUUUGCCCCCUAGUUUUACUUUUCAUACUUUUUUUUCUUGAAUCUUUCAAUUCAGGUGGUUUUCACACUGGGCCCAUUGCUGUGCUCCCAACCCACGUGUGAUUGUUCCUUGCUUAUUUUUCCUUGCAUUCUAAAUUCAUACAGAGAGCUGGAUUUCACCCUCUGCUGUUCAGCCUGUGUGUCGUUUUAGUUAAAAGCAGGGCCAGCUGUAUGGCCACGGUGCUUAUCAGAGUUACUCCGAGGUAAUAUCAUGUUUAUUAAGCUCUUACGAUCCUCCACUGGAGAGUCACAGCAUAACAUUUUGGAUUAGAAAAAAAUGAAAUAAAAGAAAAAGAAACAAUGCUGCUGUAAUGUUUCUGAGGAAAGCGGGAUAUAUUUAGAUAAAGGCUGGAAUUACUGAAUUAUUAUAAGCUGAGUUAUUUAGAUAUACAGUCAUGCUUCUCAAACCAUCCUUUCUUUCUUAUUUACAAGUCCAAUCGAAGCUCUUAGGGUCUAGAAGUUCAGUCAUCAGUUUUGAGGUUUGAGAGCUGACGAUCUGAAGGAUCUAAAGGACAUCUGCAGAACAGCUGCCUCUCUUUCAUUCAGUCUCUAUGGAAAAUGUUUAUGUAUAUGGAUAGAUCUGACAAUCAAUGCCAAAAAAAAGAAAGAAAAUAAUGUGUUUAUAUAAUGUGAUAUUGUACGUAUACGUGUCUUAAUUUAUAUUUUUAUGCCGUUAUAUGUACCAUAUGCAGAAGAUCAUUCUGCUGGCCAGUGUCAUGAAGGCAUUAUAAAUAGGGAGGUUUUAAUUUAAUUAAUAAAAAGAGUUCCAUUUGUAUGAGGAAAGAGUCAGAUGAAAACUUUUUUUAUUAUUAUUAUUUAUUUUGCACUAAUAAUUGUUAGACGUAUUCAGAUUCCUUUAAAAAAUUAUUUUUGUUAGAAAUUAUAUUCUGUGCUUUUAAGAUUUUUCAUCUGACUCAGUUGUUUCUUUUUUUUUUUUAAAUAUAUAACUGUAUAUCUUGCCUGAUGUAUUUUAUUAAAUCACAUCUGAUGUAUUCUGUAAUGUAUUAUAUAAUUGACUUUAUUCAAAGUGUAGAGUUUAAGAGAUGUACUUUAUAGAUUCACAUAUUUAAUUGAUGAAGGUUCAUUUGUGAUGGAAGCCGUUUGGCCGACGUUGUCGAACACUUGUGUCCAGAAGAAAAUAAAUCCUUGUCAAUGUGAA